Heteronotia binoei (common prickly gecko) is the source of this 1122-nucleotide messenger RNA. RefSeq names its product FKBP prolyl isomerase 7 (gene FKBP7). The coding region runs from base 31 to 699 and encodes 222 amino acids. NCBI's taxonomy places the organism in Eukaryota, Metazoa, Chordata, Lepidosauria, Squamata, Gekkonidae. Gene Ontology annotation, molecular function: calcium ion binding; peptidyl-prolyl cis-trans isomerase activity. The record is from RefSeq and is a predicted model, not a curated record. The transcript is spliced from 4 exons.
UCGUUCGGUGGUUCGAGUCGAGAUUAGAAGAUGCGUUUCGGGGCGGUGGCGCUGGGCCUUUCCCUGCAGGCUUUCGCUUUUCUGGCUCUGCCGGCGAGCGGGCUGCAGAAAGAAGGCGCCUCUGCGGACGACGUUCAAAUCGAAGUCGUGCACGUCCCCCAAGAGUGUCAGCAAAAAAGCAAGAAGGGCGAUCUACUGAAUGCCCACUACGACGGCUACUUGGCCAGUGAUAAGUCCAAGUUUUAUUGCAGCCGGACACAAAACAAAGGUGACCCCAAAUGGUUUGUUCUCGGCGUUGGGCAAGUCAUCAAAGGAUUAGAUAUCGCCAUGCUGAAUAUGUGUCCUGGAGAGAAACGCAGAGUGAUCAUUCCUCCUUCGCUAGCAUAUGGGCAACAAGGAUAUGAACCAGCAAAAAUUCCACCGAAUGCGACACUGAUCUUCGAGAUUGAACUGUAUGCAGUAACUAAAGGACCACGAAGUGUUGAAGCUUUUACUCAAAUAGACCUGGACAGUGACAAAAAACUCUCAAGAGAUGAGAUAAAUGAUUAUUUGAAGAGAGAAUUUGAAAGAGAUGGAAAGAAACGUGACCUGUCAGUUCAUGAGACUAUUUUGGUUGAUAUAUUUAAAAAGAAUGACCAUGACGGAGAUGGCUUCAUAUCUGCCAAAGAAUACAACGUCUACCAACACGAUGAACUAUAACAGAUGAGCGCUAUGAGUUCUGUUCAUUGCCUUAUGGAUGGGGAAGGAGCCCCAAUUUAGCAGUUCCUCUUGAGUGGACAUCUAGUUUCAGUGAGCUUGAGGGCUGCUUCCCUGUACGCUUCAGUGGAGCAAACAUGGCCAUAAUCAUAACCCACUGUCCCCUCCUUUGAAAACAAUAUGAAAGUUUGCUUAGGCAGAAGCCCUUAAUGCACACCAGAGUGAAGGCGGAGCUGUGGAUUAUAGGCGGUUAGCGUUGCAGUCCAGUAAACAGCUGUGUCCUCUUCUGUCCAAUUGACAUCUCUGGGAAUCAUACACAACUUCUGCCUAGCUGCAACAUUCCAAAAUGUGUAUCCUGUUUUUUGUACUUUUCAUUGUGAUUUUUAUGUCUUUUUAUCAAGAAUAAAAUUAGUUAUAUUUCAGUAA